CACACCUGUUUUACCUAACUCUGCGCCAGUUGUGCCUAAUUCAUAUGAUCCAUUCAGUGCAUGUGAAAAUCACCCAGUCCUGCCAGAGCGACGCAGAAGUGCAGAAACCCAGUUCGAUGGGAGAAGAGGACUCUUUUAUAAUGUACAUAAUCUUGAACAACAUUUUGAAAGACUAAAUGAUAGUGCACAUCAUUCCCCAACUCCCCCACUCAACAAUACCAUUGACUCACUUUCUUGUCAGUCGACCCCCCCCAGCGCUAGUGCAGGAACAGACUUUACGCAAAGAAAAGUUGAAUGCAGAGCUGGCGAAACAGAUAGAAGAGAAGGGUAAAUUAGAAAAGGAGGUAGAUAUGAUGAGGCGGGAAUUGGAAUGGCGCGAACGACAACGGAAGCAGAAUGCAGACAGAAACACGAAGAUGAUAGAGGAUGUGCAGCAAGAAAAUCAGAGAUUACAGUCCGAAUGUUAUGAAAUGGAAAAUAAAAUUUUACGAUUAGCACCUGAAUUGGAACCAGAAUACCCCUUACACGUACCCUCAAAUCUACCCUUCAAUGAAGCCCCACUCAUCCCCCAGCUUACCAUGGGGUUUUCAUCCCUCCGACCAGACCUGCUCUGCCUCCGCCUCUACCUCCGACAUCAGUACCCAAUCAUGGCUACUGCGUAGUCCAGGGAGUGCCAGGAGAUACAGUAGAUGAGGUGGGCCCUAAGUGGGCAUGUACCAAGUGCACCUUCAUCAACCACCCUGACAUGAACAAGUGCGAGAUGUGCGACUACCCACGCUUCACCAUAGGAGAAUUGCAAGAUAUUCAUAUACAAGUUAGGCACCAAAACUUCCAAUCUCCACGGUCACAAGAGUAUCCAGGCUGGGCGAUGGUGUAGGCUUCCCUCUCGCUCCUUGCCCCAGCCCCCUCUCUCGGGUACAAAGUGAGAGACCUUCCUUAGCACUGUUUCUGUGGCAACACUUCCAUGAGAACCUGGGCCUCAUCUUCCAGCCUUAGAAGAUAAAAAUGUGCAGCUUACGUCUUCCAGACUCUCUGUGCUGUGAAAAGCUGUGGGAGCAUGAGAUUUUCUGGCCUUGUGCAUGCAACUGCCAUGGCCCAGAGUGUGUGUACUGUAACGACAAAUUAUGGAUUUUAUAUACACCAUCUCUUGAGGAAAUUGCUCAAUUCCCAGUGAUAAGCGAUACAUUUUACUCUUUAAAAUGCUAUAUAAUCAUACAUUCAAAAUAUAUUUAUUUUGUACUGAACAACCAUGAUAUCUGAAGUCUAUUAUGGCUGUGUGACAGAAUAAUCCUUGGAGUAGAUGAUUUUCAACACUUGUUUUCCCCAUCAAAGUUAUGAAGUUCAGAAUACUACUAAAUGAAGCCAGAUAUGUUCAAAGUCCCUAAAAUCCAGUCUAAGAAAAUGAGAAUAUUCAGUGACUCAUAAAUGCUCAUGCUUGAGAGAAAGAUUUUAUGACACAUAGCACUGCAUGCAUCAGCAUCUCUUACUCUUGCACAGACAGAAGACUUGUGAUCGAAGACUCAAGACACUGAUAGCACAUCAUUUCAUAAAGAGACAAAGGAAAUAGAUAAUCUAAACUCUUUUAAACUUCAGCAUGAGCAGCAGUCACUUUCGUUUCUGUGGAAUUAUGUACAAUAAUCAAGAAGGUUAGAAUAUGGGAAUAAAACCAAUGACUUCCACUGAUUGCAGUGAUUGCUAUAAUUCUGUGCAGCUCUUUGGAAUUUAUUCAGGAUAAAAAAUAUAUAUAUGUUUAUCAAUAGAUUCCAAGUUAUGUCAUGGUUUGGUUGUGAUAUUUGAUGAAUGAUUUCCAUUGCACAUGUAUUGACUUGCUCUAUUGGCAAUAACUGUACUAUAAUUUCUGUAUAUCAUAGAGGAUGAAAGACAGUGGUCUUAUCUACUAUACUGGGAAGUCAAUAGAAGUUAUGUAAUCAAUCCAUUAUGCUGACUAUCAUUCCAUGGGCCAGAGUAGAUUUGCUCUUCUUUUCUUUAAAUAUUGAUG
Messenger RNA from Penaeus monodon (black tiger shrimp), 1999 nucleotides. RefSeq lists its product as uncharacterized. Lineage: Eukaryota; Metazoa; Arthropoda; Malacostraca; Decapoda; Penaeidae. The record is from RefSeq and is a predicted model, not a curated record.